GUGAAACCUUCUCUCUGCCCAGAGCUCAGGACCAAUGCAUCCCACCACCUUAAACCACUGAGCAGUCCGGAGCCCCCGUAGCGGAAGACUUGUCCUGUUGCCAUCAUGAGCUCUGAAUGUGACGUUGGUGCUUCUAAAGCCGUGGUCAACGGGUUGGCGCCAGGCAGCAAUGGGCAGGACAAAGCAACUGCCGACCCUUUACGUGCACGCUCUAUUUCUGCUGUUAAAAUAAUUCCCGUGAAGACAGUGAAAAGCUCUUCAGGCCUGGUACUCCCUCCAGACAUGGAUCCUACGAAAAUCUGCACUGGGAAGGGAGCGGUGACUCUCCGGGCCUCAUCUUCCUACAGGGAAAUCCCGAGCAGCGGCCCCAUGAGCCCUCAGGAAACCCCGCAGCAUGAAAGCAAACCAGAUGAGUGGAGGCUUUCUUCCAGUGCUGAUGCCAAUGGAAACGCCCAGCCCUCCUCACUUGCUGCCAAGGGCUACAGAAGCGUGCAUCCCAACCUUCCUGCCGACAAGCCCCAGGAUUCAGGUCCUCUACUAAAUGAAGUUUCUUCAUCCCACCUUGGAACUGAUCCCCAAAUCUCUGCACCAGUUAGCAAGCCAUCAUCUGCCUACCCCUCUACGACAAUUGUCAAUCCUACUAUUGUACUCUUGCAACACAAUCGAGAACAGCAAAAACGACUCAGUAGCCUUUCAGAUCCUGUCUCAGAAAGAAGAGUGGGAGAGCAGGACUUGGCACCAACCCAGGAGAAACCCACCUCGCCUGGAGGGGCUACUGAGAAAAAGGCGAAGGAUGACAGUAGGCGGGUGGCUAGGAGCGCUCAGGACCUGAGCGAUGUUUCCAUGGAUGAAGUGGGCAUCCCACUCCGGAACACCGAGAGAUCAAAAGACUGGUACAAGACCAUGUUUAAACAGAUCCACAAACUAAACAGAGAUGAAGAUUCAGAUCUAUACUCACCUCGGUACUCCUUUUCUGAAGACACAAAAUCUCCCCUUUCUGUGCCUCGCUCAAAAAGUGAGAUGAGCUACAUCGAUGGUGAGAAGGUGGUUAAGAGGUCGGCCACACUUCCCCUCCCAGCCCGCUCUUCCUCACUAAAAUCAAGCCCAGAAAGAAACGACUGGGAGCCCCCAGAUAAGAAAGUGGAUACAAGGAAAUACCGUGCAGAGCCCAAAAGCAUUUACGACUAUCAGCCGGGCAAGUCUUCUGUUCUGACCAACGAAAAGAUGAGUCGGGAUAUAAGCCCAGAAGAGAUAGAUUUAAAGAAUGAACCUUGGUAUAAAUUCUUUUCGGAAUUGGAGUUUGGGAAACCGCCUCCCAAAAAGAUAUGGGAUUAUACUCCUGGAGACUGCUCUAUCCUUCCUAGAGAGGAUAGAAAGACUAAUCUAGAAAAAGAUCUCAGCCUCUGCUCAGCAGAGUUAGAGGCACGCUUAGGAAACACGGAGACGCUUAAUAAAGCACCCAGUGCACACCCGUCCCAGAGCUCAGCAGUCAGCCCCAGCCCGGAAAUUUCUUCAGAGCUUCCUGGAUAUAUCUAUUCUUCCAACUUCCACGCAGUGAAGAGGGAAUCAGACGGGGCUCCCGGGGAUCUCGCUAGUUUGGAGAACGAGAGGCAGAUUUACAAAAGCGUCUUGGAAGGUGGAGACAUCCCUCUCCAGGGCCUGAGUGGGCUCAAGCGACCCUCCAGCUCAGCCUCCACUAAAGUGGAUCGUAAAGGUGGGAAUGCUCACAUGAUUUCUUCAUCUUCAGUUCCUAGCCGAACGGUUAGCACUAGCAAUGCAUUAGGCCCCGUGUGUAAGCACAAGAAACCCCUGUCCGCUGCAAAAGCCUGCAUUUCGGAAAUCCUUCCCUCCAAAUUCAAACCCAGGCUCUCUGCUCCCAGCGCUCUUUUGCAGGAACAGAAGAGUGUCUUAUUGCCGGCAGAAAAGGCUCAGAGCUGUGAGAACCUUUGUGUUUCAUUGUCUUUGAAUGAUUCCAAAAGAGGUCUCCCCCUCCGAGUGGGGGGAAGCAUCGAGAACCUGCUCACGCGCUCCCGGCGGGAGUGGGACAGCAAGUCGAGCAGCACUGUGAGCCUCCAGGAGUGCGGCACCAGUGCCAGGAGGCCCUGCCCUCUCUCCAGAAAGGCCGGGAUGCAGUUCACCAUGUUCUACCGGGACAUGCACCAGAUCAACCGAGCUGGCCUCUUCCUGGGCUCCCUCUCCUCCUCGAGUGUGCGAGAUCUUGCCUCCCACUUCGAAAGGAGCAGCCUGGCAUUGGCCAGGGGCGAGCUGGGCCCCAGCCAGGAGGGCUCGGAGCACAUCCCCAAGCACACCGUCUCCUCCCGCAUCACAGCGUUUGAGCAGCUGAUUCAGCGGUCCCGGUCCAUGCCGUCCCUGGACCUGUCCGGGAGGCUGAGCAAGUCCCCCAUGCCUGUGCUGUCCCGGUGUGGCCUGACCUCAGCCCGCUCGGCUGAGUCCCUCCUGGAGUCAACCAAGCUGCGGCCCCGGGAGAUGGACGGGAUGAACCCGGGGGGGCUCUACGCCGCCCCGACGUGUAGCAACAUGGCCGAACCCACCUUGGGCUUCAGGGGCCUUGUGCCUUCUGAGCCCCUCUCUGCCUGCUCUGACGAGCUGGACCACUGUUCAAACAUCUCCAGCGACAGCAGGGAGGGCAGCAGCAGCAGUGUCCACGGAGACUUUCCCAAGCACCGCCUCCCCAAGUGCAAGGGCACCUGCCCGGCCUCGUACACCCGCUUCACCACCAUCCGGAAGCACGAGCAGCGGCAGACGUCCAGGCAGCCCGACUGGCGCCCAGAUCUCAGGGGGGACAGGAGCACUCUCCUCAGGAACAUCUACCUAAUGAGCCCCCUCCCUUUCCGGUUGAAAAAGCCCCUCCAGUACCACCCCAGGCAGCCUCCCCCUGGUGACUUCUCAGCCCCCCUGGCCGGCCAGAAACCAGACCUGCCCAGCCAGCCCCAUCAGGACGAGACCCCCUCUGAGGGGAAGCCCUCGGUUCCCAGACGCCUGUCUUCCCGACACACCAUGGCGAGGCUGAGCCGGAUCUCGGAGCCCCCUCAGGGGAGACCCGCAGUCCCAGAGGACUGCCUGAGGGCCUUUCAUAAUGGCAACUCCAUGCCGUACUCAGACCCUGGCCUGGACAGGAACAACAACCCACACAGUGAACUGGGAACAUCCCUCGGAGAUUCAGAAUCACCAAGACAUUUUAUACCUGCUGAUUAUUUGGAAUCCACGGAAGAAUUUAUUCGGAGGCGUCAUGAUGAUAAAGAGAAACUUUUAGCGGACCAGAGACGACUUAAGCGUGAGCAAGAAGAGGCCGAUAUUGCAGCUCGUCGCCACACGGGCGUCAUUCCGACGCACCAUCAGUUUAUCACUAACGAGCGCUUUGGGGACCUCCUCAAUAUAGACGAUACGGCCAAAAGGAAAUCUGGGUCAGAGAUGAGACCUGCCAGAGCCAAAUUUGACUUUAAGGCUCAGACUCUAAAGGAGCUUCCUCUGCAGAAGGGGGACGUUGUGUACAUCUACAAGCAGAUUGAUCAGAACUGGUAUGAAGGAGAGCAUCACGGCCGGGUGGGGAUCUUCCCGCGCACCUACAUCGAGCUUCUUCCUCCCGCUGAGAAGGCUCAGCCCAAGAAGUUGGCAUCGGUGCAGGUCUUGGAAUAUGGAGAAGCUAUCGCUAAGUUCAACUUUAAUGGUGAUACGCAAGUAGAAAUGUCCUUCAGGAAGGGUGAGAGGAUCAUGCUGCUCCGACAGGUGGACGAGAACUGGUACGAAGGAAGGAUCCCAGGGACGUCCCGGCAAGGCAUCUUCCCCAUCACCUACGUGGACGUGAUCAAGCGGCCCCUGGUGAAAAGCCCCGUGGACUACAUCGACCUGCCUUUCUCCUCCUCCCCAAGUCGUAGUGGCACCGUGAGCCCACAGUUUGCCAGUCACAGCAAGCUCAUCAUGCCAGCCCCCUCAUCCCUGCCCCACUCCCAUCGAGCCCUGUCCCCCGAGAUGCACGCUGUCACCUCUGAGUGGAUCUCCCUGACUGUUGGGGUCCCAGGCAGGCGGCCUCUGGCCCUGACCCCACCCCUGCCUCCUCUGCCGGAGACUUCUGUCUAUGACACCGACCACCUCGCCUCGUGGGCGAGGCCCGGUUCCUCUCUGCCUCUCAGCCUUCCCCAUUCGAGCUGGUCUGAUCUUUCCACCCCACGCUCGAUGGCUUCUCCACUGGCCCUGCCUCCCCCCCACAAAGCUGCCUCCUUGGCACGCGGUGCCCCCGCCUCCCUUCAUGUCAACGGGGACAGUGGUGUCCACGUGCCACCGCCAGGUGUCCGCCAGGAUAGCUUCUCGCAGCUGCUGCCGGGGAGCUCUGAUAGGGUCAUCUCGGAGCUCAGCAACGCCUUUAGCAGCCAGGGUAAGCGGCCCCCAAGGCGAGAAGAGCGCGGACAGUGUGAGAGGAGAGCAGAGCGGGAGGCAGGUGAGAGAUGCCCCGGAGCACCCAAGAUCUCUAAGAAGAGCUGCUUGAGACCUUCAGACGUGGUCAGGUGCCUGAGCUCGGAACAGAGACUCUCAGAUCUCCACGCGCCCGAGGAGAGCCGGCCCGGCAGGCCCCCGGGUAGCCCUUUGCCGGGAAGGGAGGCUGAGCAGACAGACCUGCAUAGAGGUGGCGAGCAGGCUAAGAGGAGGGCCGUUCGGAGUGCUGUAAGCCAGCAACCUCAAGCCCAGCAGCGAAGAGUCACUCCAGACAGGAGUCAAACCUCACAAGAUAUAUUUAGCUACCAAGCAUUAUAUAGCUAUAUACCACAGAAUGAUGAUGAAUUGGAACUCCGAGAUGGAGAUAUUGUCGAUGUCAUGGAAAAAUGUGAUGACGGAUGGUUCGUUGGUACUUCAAGAAGGACAAGGCAAUUUGGUACUUUUCCAGGCAACUAUGUAAAGCCUUUGUAUCUAUAAGAAGAUUGAAAACCAGAGAUUAUUUUUAUUGGAGGAUGAAGCGUAAUUCAUGAACUGGACUCUUUAUUUAAACAUUGAGUCAGUAGGAAAACUAAUGCAGUGGAUAAAGUAAGAAGCAAAACAGAGGGACAGAGAAGUGUUGUGUCUAAAGCCUGAGCCUGUCUACGCUUGCUGUGUAUCAGGCAAGCCGAACUGAGGAAAAAGGAAUGAGGCAAAUCUGUAUUUACUUAGCUGCUUCUGGGAGCCACUCCAAGCCUUCCCAGCCUUUCCCCUUCUUGGGUAAUCUGACCUGUAACACAGUCCAGGAUCAGUGAGGUCAGAAAUGUCUCUUGCUGCCCAGGCCUUGACCAGCUCUGGCUCAAAGCGGUCAUUUAGCCAGAAGCAGCCCUCGGAGCACCAGGCAGAUCCCCAGCCAUUCUCCAAAGGCUCUGCACCCCGGCCACCCCAGAGCCCACCGUUUUCCCAACAUUGCUGGAGAUCUGCCUGGGAUGCCGAGGCCAUCCCUGGACAGUGGCGGGGGCCCCCCAGGCUAUCCAAGACCAUGUGCCUCACUCCUGGGGUACGUGGAGAAAUGGAAGCAGAAUGGAGCUGCCCUGUGCAGUCAGCCUGCGUGCAGCAUUGCCCUCCACGCCCCUGGUGUUCAGACAGAAAAGCACAUGAGGUUUGCCUGUGGGCGUGGGGUGCCCAGGUCAGGUAGUUAAAUUUGUGUUUCCAAGUGAUGAAGUGAAGAAGUUCUGUAGCUGUCAAGGUCACUUGCAGUGUGGUCCUUUCCCAUAUCACUGACUUUUGUAAGUGGUCACCUUCGGCACAAUUUCAUUUACCAGAAUGCCAGUGCUAAGCUUUCUUUUCUGGAUUGUUUCUGGCCAGGGCAGUGUGAGGUCGCUAGGCCUGUUCUCACAGAGAACCAAGGAUGGCGUUCAGUGAAUCAUUUAAUAGACACUGAUGCACACUGGAUGCCGGGGCGACCGGUGAGCAGGACGGGCUCCACACCGUAGGCCCACCGCGUCCUCAUUUUUACUCCCCGAAGUAGUUCAGGGACCACCCACAAGGUGGUGGCCCAGGGUCCGGAAUCCCGACGCACCCUGGUGAGGCCUCGCUUCAGAGCAGAAGGCACACAGGCAGCAGCCCCACGUGCGAGGCAGCGGGAGGCCUGCCCUCUGUGGGGCCACGUGUGAGGAGGGAGGCCCCUGUGACGCCUGGGGUGCUCGGUCACAGCUCCAUCCAAUUUGAGGAUGUUCAUCAGCCCCUCUGGUAGGCCCCUUGAAGAAAUAGGGACUGGCCCACCUGCCUGCCGGGAACUCAGAGGUGACGGGAGGGGCAGACACACAGGAAUAUUGGGUCCAGAGAGACUGUGAUAUGUGCUAAGAAGGGUAUGAGAGAGAUGGAGGUGAUCUUUCCCUGGAGAGACUCUAGAAAGCAUUGUCGUAUUUCUCUCUCCAUUCGCUCACUCUUGAACAAUGAGGCUGCUAGAAGAACCUUUGUGCGAGGGUAGUUUAUGGCUGGAAGUUCUUGGAACUGUUUCCAGAGUCUUCAAACUCUCAUCCUCCCCACAAGUACACAUCCCAGGUCACAAAUAGAAGCAGCGAUUCUAGGUAGGUAAGGAGUAUACAGGAACCCUGGCGCUCUGCAUGUAGCUCAGAAUUGCCGGCGGACCAUUGUCCCAAAGUCUGGAGUCUUUACAAGUAGGCGGAGUUUGUCUUCAGUGCCUCUGCCUCGCCCUCUGUCUCUACCACCCACCUGCCACCCAUCAGCUGUGCACCCCCCCUUUUCCCCAUCAGACAGCCUCAUUCUCUCCCUGUCCUUCUUUCAAGUCCCGGUCUCAGGAAGGAAACUGCUGCUUACUCCUUCACACUAGAGUGCAAAUGACUGAUAAGAGGAAUGUGUUAGCUUCUUCCCAGAGACAUUUGUUUUUAACUAGAACAGAGCAGAGCCUUAACCCCAAGGAGUGAGGCUGUGGAACUAACGGUGGGGGUAGGGGGUGCCGGUGGUGGAGGAGGAGGAGCUUCCUGGGUAGAAGGAGCCUUCCCGAUAGUCUUUGAAUCAGACUCCUUGCUGUGGAAGGUCCACUUCACCAUCCGAGGGUGCCAUUUGUCUCUCUCCGAGGGCAUACCUCUCUCCGAGGGUUCAAGUGCUUAUGCACGUGCGUUUUGCACGACAGCACUUCACUCGCUUUUGGAAUGUUAACUCCUGUAUUGGCAGACAUGUUUCCUGGUCUGUCUUAGAUGCAGACAAUUAAUAACGAUCUUACUCUUAAUAGUUUUUUUUGAGGGGUCCUUCUUGAUUAAGUAGGUAAUUUUGAACACCCCUUUAAAUACAGCUAGAAAAUAAAACCAAUCUGUAAAGCCGCAUUUGCAUAUGAUGCCAGCCUCACGCAUUUGUAGAUCCCCAGAAACCCAGGUAUGCCUCACCGAUUUGCCCGUCUUUAACAAAAUCAUGUUAAAAUUUGCAAAAUUUGCAUCGAACUUCGGCUUCCUAUGUAUGACAAGACAAGGAACAAAGGUUUCCAAUUGCUCUUUUGUCCUCAGACAUUUAGUAAUAUAAAAUACCUAUUUUUAUGCUGAAAUAUUUAUACAAGUUUAUUAAUAGCAAGUGCAACUAACUGGCACCAUGCCUUGCAACACAUUUUGAUAUACUCGCCAUGCUUCUGGGUAAAGGCAAGCCCCCAACUACUUAUCUUUUGCAGUCUCUCUCGGAUCAGUAAAAGAAAAAAAAUCAUAUGCGUAAGAAGUAGGACUGUAAAUAUGUAUAUUUAACUUUGUAUAGCCCAUGUACCUACUUUGUAUAGAAAAAUAAUUUUAAAAAUUUGAACUGAAGGGGGGUAAAAUGAGGAAGUCAUGAAGUUUUUUGCAUUUUUAUUUAAAUGAAGGAAUUCCAGAUAACUCACCUGCAGAUUUUUAGCACAAAAAUAGCCAUUGUAAAGUGUUAAAAUUUCAAAUAAUCAUUCUUUCUGGGAGAGAAGGUAAUUGUUAUCUCAGUUAUAUAGGUUUUUUUAAUUUUGUUUUUGAUUUUUUUUUUUGCAGUCCUAUUUAUCUACAGUAGGUAUUAAGUUCUUUUGCUAGAAUAGGUUACUACAGAGAAGAUUAUAUUCUGAAAGAAAAAUAACUGACAUUAUAUAUAUAACCAAUUAAUUUAAAGUGUUGCCAUUUUAAUUACACCUGGAGAGCAUGUACUAUGCCGACACAGAUUGUUCUGUUCAUUUAUUUUUCUUUAUUGCGGUGGAUUGAUUUGAUAAAUGGAUGUGUUGAGUUACUACAUUUGCUGUACAUAUUAUUUAAUAAACUUUAUUCAGAAUUG
This is a messenger RNA of Neomonachus schauinslandi (Hawaiian monk seal), 8223 nucleotides long. It is a transcript of the gene SORBS1, whose product is annotated as sorbin and SH3 domain containing 1. Gene Ontology annotation, molecular function: protein binding. Gene Ontology annotation, biological process: cell-substrate adhesion. NCBI's taxonomy places the organism in Eukaryota, Metazoa, Chordata, Mammalia, Carnivora, Phocidae. Gene Ontology annotation, cellular component: cytoplasm; nucleus; cell-substrate junction. The coding region runs from base 106 to 4929 and encodes 1607 amino acids. The record is from RefSeq and is a predicted model, not a curated record. The transcript is spliced from 29 exons.